UGUACAACUGCCGACCUCACCGGUGCUGCUCACAUUUCCACAGUUUAGUGUUCUUAAACUGUGCAGUUCUACACGUUUUUUCAUCCUGUCGUUGGAAAGUGAAGUUACAUUUGUCAUAGUAAGACGGCGAGGCAGAAAAUGUCCCAAAAUAUAAAAUAGGAACUUUAGCCCGCAAAACUGUGAGGCUUUUACAUUUGAUAGGGGGGAUUCGCCUCUCACACAAGAUCAACGACAGAGAAAGAAUUAGCCACCAUGUUCCUCACCCUCACCCUGCUGCGGAAAGGCAUCUCUGGGAAGCAGUGGAUCGGAAAGUAUCGGCGUCCACGAGAGAUCACAUGGCAGAUGAACCGCAAUACGCUGAAGCGUCUGGAGCGCGAGGCUGAGAACGAGUACUGGAUCAGCCGCCCGUACAUGACUCCGGAGCAGGAGUACUGCCACGCUGCAGAACGCAGGGCCCAGAACUGGCUCAAGAUCAAGGAGACCAAAUUUGCCAAUUUUCCCCAACACAAGCACGUGACGGAUCACCUGAGUCAUCUCAAAAUCAGCAAGACGUGGUCGAGUUAAUGUGAGCAGUGAACAUGCAAAGACUGUCCUAAUAACAGGACAAUAUAACAUAUUGAUGUGUGCUGUUUUGGUAUUAUCCUAAAGCGGACUCUGUAUAUUAGCUGAAAAGCUACCAUGUAAAGUUGUCACCCAAGUCCAUGAUAGCCUAUUUAAACUUCGUUUUUCCCCAUAAACCAAAUCUGUAAACUGUC
This is a messenger RNA of Seriola dumerili (greater amberjack), 755 nucleotides long. RefSeq names its product mitochondrial ribosomal protein L57 (gene mrpl57). The transcript is spliced from 3 exons. Bases 253 to 564 code for a protein of 103 amino acids. Gene Ontology annotation, molecular function: structural constituent of ribosome. Lineage: Eukaryota; Metazoa; Chordata; Actinopteri; Carangiformes; Carangidae. Gene Ontology annotation, biological process: mitochondrial translation. Gene Ontology annotation, cellular component: mitochondrial ribosome. The record is from RefSeq and is a predicted model, not a curated record.